AAGACAAAUUAAGCCGGGGUGUAUUCUCGCUACCCGGUUCUUUUUAAGUGAAGGCUCGUUGCUGACUCACCAGAUGUCUUCAUGUGUUGAUGUGGAGUUAGCUCCUGUAUUUUGUUUUGCUUAACUCUAGUUAGUAGUGCUUCUGGGUUUAAGUCAACAUGACCGGCCGUAAGCGACCAUUGGGGACAUCGAUGAGCGACGGUCACGAAGACUUGAACACACCGAAGAAAAGAGUGUCAGCGGUCCGUCUGUCUCACUCGGACUUCUCACAAUGGGGAACGGAUGAAACGUGCCGUUAUCUCCGAGAUGAAGGUCUGGGACAGUGGGAAGCCCAAUUUAGAGACAAUAAGAUCACCGGUGACGUGCUGAAGCGUCUUAGGAGGAAAGACCUGGAGAAGAUGGGCAUUGAGCUUCUUGGUGACCGACUGCGGAUCUUACAAAGCCUGGGAAAGCUGUGGUGCAUAGAAGAGUCCCCGCAAACAAAUAAGGUCUUCAAUGAUCCCAUUCAUGGGCAUGUCGAGCUACACCCACUUCUUGUCAAAAUUAUUGACACGCCCCAGUUCCAGAGACUCCGAAAUAUCAAACAGUUAGGGGGGACCUACUUUGUUUUCCCUGGAGCAUCCCACAACCGGUUUGAGCACUCUAUCGGGGUUGGUUACUUGGCUGGACAACUUGUGAAAGCAUUGAAUGAGAAGCAACCUGAACUUCACAUUUCUCAACGAGACGUCUUGUGUGUGCAAAUAGCUGGGCUCUGUCAUGAUCUGGGACACGGGCCUUUUUCACACAUGUUUGAUGCCAAAUUCAUUCCUAAAGCACGUCCUGGUUUUUCCUGGAAGCACGAGAAAGCAUCAAUUGACAUGUUCGACUACCUGUUGGACAAAAAUAACCUGAAGCCUCUGAUGGAGGAUCAUGGCCUGGUGCUGCCUAAGGACAUCAACUUCAUCAAGGAGCUCAUUGUAGGACCUCUGACCACUAACGCAGGCCAGGACCAAGAGUGGCCUUUCACGGGACGUAAGAAGGACAAAUCCUUCCUUUAUGAAAUUGUAGCCAACAAGAGAAAUGGUAUUGAUGUGGACAAGUGGGACUAUUUUGCCAGGGACUGCUACCACCUGGGUAUCCAGAACAACUCAGACUAUCGUCGCUUCCUUAAAUUUGUGAGGGUGUGUGAGGAAGACGGACAGAAGCUCAUUUGCACUCGAGACAAGGAGGUGGGCAAUCUGUACGACAUGUUCCACACACGAAACUGCCUCCACAAGAGAGCCUACCAACACAGGGUGGGCAACAUCAUAGAGACCAUGAUCAAUGAGGCCUUUUUGAAGGCCGAUAAUCACAUCCAGAUCCAAGGCUCAGGUGGAAAGAUGUUCACGCUCUCAACAGCCAUAGAUGACAUGGAGGCCUACACCAAGCUGACAGAUUGCGUGUUUGAGCAAAUUCUCCACUCCUCCACCCCGGAGUUGGCUGAAGCACGGCAAAUUCUACAAAACAUUCUUCUGAGGCGUCUCUACAAGUUUGUCGGACAAACCCAGAGUGAAAUACCCUUGGAAAUUACUCAGGAAAUGAUUGCAAAAUGGGAGGAGGAGUUGCAGAGUUCAGUUCCUCAGACUGGCCCCUUGCUUGUCCCUCUCCAGACUGAAGACUUUAUAGUUAGCGUCAUUCAUUUGGACUACGGGAUGAAAAAGGACAACCCCAUUGAUAAUAUGCGUUUCUAUUGCAAGGCUGACCCCACCAAAACCAUUCAGAUAUCCAAGGAACAGGUGUCCAAACUUCUGCCUGAACACUUUGCUGAGCAACUGAUCAGAGUUUACUAUAAGAAGGCAGAUGUUGAGGGCCUAGACGCAGCCCGGAAGCACUUUGUGCAAUGGUGCAUCAAAAACAACUUCUCAAAACCUAAGGAUGGAGACAUAAUUGCACCUGAACUCACUUGCCUGAAAGAAAGCUGGUCCAGCAAAAAAAAGGAAAAGGACAACAAUGAUUUUUGCUGUAGAAACAACGCUGUGCCAAGGAACCUUUUUCCAUAGAACCACAGAGGUGUUGUGAUCAUGUGGAAGGCAAAUACUAUGUUUCUUUAUAGAGAAAAACCCCAAGUCUAAGUUUUACUUGAAGAAUCAAAGUUUUUUACACCCAAAAAAAAAAACAUUUUCCCAAAAAAUAAUUCAUGUCAUACACAGGUUUUUGGAUUUAUUUAUUUAUUUUGGAGAAGUUGGAGAUUAGCAUUGUUCUAUUUUGAUCCUUUUAAUCAAGGUUUUAUUUGGUUUAAUACUUCAAUGGCCAGUUAUGUUUUUGCAACAUUAACAAUAAUAAAUAGCUCAUUAAUAGUUAAAUUAGGCUGCAUGAACAAUACAGAAUUUAGUUUCCUCACCUUCCAGGCACAUAUUAUUUGUAUUCUGUAUAAAUGCAGAGUGGUGAUGGGUGCUAGGCUCCCAUGAUCAAAUAGCUCCUGGUAUUUGGUGGUGUGGUGGUGUAUUAUUAAUUUUUUUUUGCAUGCAUGCAUGCAUCACGCAGCUUUAUUUGAAUACCUUUUUUAAAAUUUUGUUUUGGUUAUAAUAGCCAUCUUACCUACAGUGUAUUUAUCAGUGCAUCUUAGCUUAAUAUAUUCAGUUUACAUUAAUAUUGUCAGAAUGUGCAAUCACAACACUCAUCAGGGCUGAUAGAUUUUGUUUGCUGGUUGUGUAAAAAAAUAUAUUUUAAAGAGAUGGAUCAUGCAAAACAAUGAUGGGAGUUACAGUCAGUUUGGUAUUAAAAAUGUUCACUCAAA
Messenger RNA from Nerophis ophidion (straightnose pipefish), 2755 nucleotides. RefSeq names its product SAM domain and HD domain 1 (gene samhd1a). The transcript has 16 exons. NCBI's taxonomy places the organism in Eukaryota, Metazoa, Chordata, Actinopteri, Syngnathiformes, Syngnathidae. Gene Ontology annotation, molecular function: dGTPase activity; protein binding. Gene Ontology annotation, cellular component: nucleus. The record is from RefSeq and is a predicted model, not a curated record. Gene Ontology annotation, biological process: defense response to virus; regulation of innate immune response; dGTP catabolic process. The coding region runs from base 159 to 2018 and encodes 619 amino acids.